Molecule: messenger RNA, 3016 nt
Organism: Acanthochromis polyacanthus (spiny chromis)
Lineage: Eukaryota; Metazoa; Chordata; Actinopteri; Pomacentridae
Gene: cfap20dc
Product: CFAP20 domain containing
Exons: 17
Coding region: 201-2594 (797 amino acids)
Source: RefSeq, a predicted model, not a curated record
UGGAAACAAGAAACCGGUUAGCUAAACUGCACCUACAGUUUACACCUUAAAGCGCUGUGCUUCCUUAUUUUUUUUAAUAGAUAAAAUGCUUAUGUGUGUCGCUUGAAACACCGUAGACUAAAACCGAAACUCCUCAGUCAACAAUGUUGUAACUGAGUGAACGGACACAUCAAUUUUUUUUCUGUCGACGUCACGAAAAAAUGUUCAGGAAUAAUUAUCAGGGUGGAGCUGUGGUGGAGAUCUUCAGCGGACAGGGAAAAGACCCUGUAGCUAAAUGGAAACUUUGUGGAGGGCCGUCAGCCAUACAUAAAGAGUAUAAUAAAGAAGUCAAAGGAUUUGUUUACUGUCUAGAGGGAAGCAGCCAGACAGUCAAGAUGCAAAUACCAGAGAAUGGAAAAAUGUCUCUUGGGCUUCUCCAAAGAUUUUUGGUGCUUCAAGUGAAUAUUCCUCAGUGCAAUGAUUUUUCUGCCGAGUUUGUGAUAACUGAUUCAGAGCACCUGAAAAGAAGGCUUCACUUAUCGACGGUGCAUAAAGAGCUAUCUGUCACCCCUUUACACGCAAAGAUACCUUUUGUGGGAUUGAGGCACAAUGUUUGGUCUACUUUAUGCAUCGACCUUGUAUCACUGACCGGUGAACUUUUCAAGGAAUUUCUGAGACUCGAUGGCAUCAGUUUGUUCGCCACCUGUAAAGUCAGGAGAAUCUUCACUAUGAAACAGAGCCCACAGGAACAUCGGAUGAUGGUAAUGCAAUUGCUUAUUGACAUGUUUUUCGGUGGAGCUAGUCUCAUAGACUUGAUCCCUCGCAGUUGCCAGUACCCACCAGAUGUGAAGCAAAUCACUCAGGUGUUGAACAUGGAGAAUUUGCGAAAGGCAGAUAUGAGGACUGGCUUUUUUAGCUCUGACUGUGUUCCUGAUCACUCUGCCACUGCCAGAUCAACUAGUUAUCGGAGAACCAGGCCCCAGGCUGUUUUACACACAGCCUCAGGCUCCAGAGCUUCAGGACCACCUCCCCAAACUGGAAUAAAAAGCAAUGCACGCUCAGACACAAUGGGAUCCAGCAGAAAUAACCCACAGGUUACUACAGAUACUCUGCGCAUUACCAACCUGAGUGAAAAUUUAUCACACGGGGAACCUUCCCACAUUCUUCACAAAGCAGCAUCUGGCAGUUUACACCCUCACCCCCCCAAAAAAAGAGUGUUUGACAAGCAGGGAUCUAAGAAGCUGCGGGUUUUCAGUGCUAGAGGAGCGGAACAAACAUCAGCCUCUCCAGAUGCUGUACCUUGUAACGACAGAAAGAGGAGUAAAAGCAGGCAGAAGGGCACCCUUCCAUCCAGUGGGCAAGAGAGCAGCCAGCAGCCGCUGACCCUAACAGAAAAAUCGGAGCACCCAACAGCAGAUAAGAGAAGCUGCAGUCCUGCCAAGGAAAGUUCAAGAGUCACUCCCACCCCAGCAGAGUUCCAACUCUGCUCGAUCCGGCCAGGUUUGUCUUCUGACCUGCAGGUCUGGAGCAGCUGGGAGAGUAAUGAGGGGUCUGAGCCCCAGCUCACUCUGCAGGAGGAGGUGUUCACUUUCUCGUCCCAUCCUCACUCACCCAAACGGGGGCAAGGCCAGGGUGACCAUGGCAAGACGGAGAUAGGAGAUGAUUUGGUUCAGAACAAAAGUGGGAGGCGGUACGAUGCCAAGCCUGAAGAUGACUUUAUUGGCAGUGAAAGUGAUGAGGAUAAGAGCUACAUCAAGUUCCAGCAUCAAAAAAUUAGUAUGUCCAACCCUGCUACCUCCAGAGCUCCUGAUCCAGCUUUGAAGGUGCAACAUGAAGGCCAUUCUGAAUCCCCUAACAUGGACCAAAUAUUCCCAGAAGAGCUUUCUCUCCCUAACACCAGUAUGCAGCCUUCAUCCAGUGGCAAAGCUGAACCAAAUAUAAUGGUCCCUGCACGCUGCCUUUCACCUAACAGACACAAACACAAGUCUGGUCCAAGGGGAUCAGAGGAAGUGAACCAGUUUCUGGAUAAGAACAGCAGCGUAUCGCUUUCUAGGAGACUCCUACAAGAAGUGAAAUUGGGCGAUUCCAAACGAUACAAGGAAGAAGAAGAGGAGGCACUGAAGCCUGUUGAAUCCAGUCAUUAUGACUUACACCUGCUUGGCAGUCUACGGAUACGUGGGGAUGAUGAUGAGGAGCUCCGAAUGCUGGCAAGCCUAAAAAGAGAGCAGGAGGAAGAUGAAUGUAGAGCCUCGGGCCUCAGUGCAUCUCAGAUCCACCAGUGUAAUGUCAGCAUCAGCAUGAGCAGUGAUGACACCUCUACUUGGACCCACAUCUCCAUGCCGGCUAAUCAGGGGCAUCACUACCAGAAGGAAAUGACUCCCCUCCUGCAAUCAAAUCCGAGGGAGUGGAUGGACGUGCUCAGCCCUCCUAUUAUGCCUCCCAGCCAACAGAGAAGGUCAGGCAACACAUGGAGCAAUCGGGGAAGUCUAGUCAGAGGAGGAGAUGAGUCGGUGAAUGAAGAGGAGGACGAGGACGAGUAUUUGAAUCUGCUCUAUGAUCCUUGCCUGAACUGCUAUUUUGAUCCGAAGACUGGCAAAUACUACGAACUAGCUUGACUCAAAGUCCAUGAGAAUCAAAAUUAAUAAAUCACAUUGAGAGAGAAUGAAUGGCUUCAGGAUUUUUUUUAUUUUUUUAGGCUUUUCAGCUUUUUGAUGAGUAAUGAACUCCCUAUUCAUUAGGAACUGUUUUUGUGUUAUUGCUUUUAUUUUCUGAAACUACAGGAGCUUUGUGUCACCAUAUGUAGCAUCAUGUUGGUGUGUAAGGGAUGCUUUUCGAGAGUUCUUGCUCAUUCAGUGUCACAUCUGAUGGCAAAAAAGAGCUUUUCAGAGGUCUUGGCUUGCAAAUUAAUAUCUAAGCUUUCUGAAAGAACAUCCUGGAGAUCCUUUUAAUAAGACUUCUGACAUUUCAAUUUUGCAUGGAUUACUAUCACAAUAUAGGUAUAGGUUGUUGUUGGAAAUAAAUUUAGUUUGAAAAGGCA